AUUUUAGCUGUAUUUAUUUUGUUUAAUAAAUUUUUUAUAUAUUUGAUUGUUUAGAUUUUAUCUCGUUUGAUUUGAUUUCCUUUCUCCAAUUUAGUGAUUCUAUAUGCGCAUGAUUCUCCUUAAUUAGAUAUUAGUCCAAGGAAAUUUUAAUUUAAAGUAUUAAAUGUAAUGUACAUAAUAAAAUGUAAAAUAUUAAAACUAGACUCAUCUGUGAUUUUUAAAAGAUUCUAUAAUCCACCUACUAAGAAGACAUGGAGUAAGCAGAAUCCGCUAUUUAAGACUCCUCGACCACUGGUCGACCCUUACAACCUGGGUCGACUCCACCCUGAUAAGGAGUGGUGGAACCUUCCCAAAAAAGGUCUAAAUCCAGAUACAUUCAUGGGAUUCCCAGAUGUCCUAAACAUUGAAAAACAUGGAGGAUCCCUAUACACCCACUGUAUGGACAGCUCUACACUAUCAAUGGUCGUUUAUCGCUGUAUAGAAAAUGGAAUUACAGAUAUUGACAUAUGGCACAAGUUAACACUUAAAGCUCUCAAACUUGCAAUGUCCCUGGAUACCUAUGUUAUAUCAGUUUUGUACCUGUACUUUUCACUAAGUUCCCACUAUGAUCAUAAAUUUGUCUCAACUUUUGUUGGUCGAAUUCUUGCAACCCUAGAUCAAUUCACCUUAGAAGAAUGUUCUAACGUAAUUUUGGCCAUGGAUAACCCUAAAUACUAUCACGAACAGACCUUUAACUAUGUUCUGAAACACGCCGAGAACAUUUGUUUAAACGGUAAUCUAAAUCCAAUAGAGUGUUUGAGGUUUUUAUCGAGUUUAAAAAACGUAGAAAACGUCUCUCAAAACUGCCUUUUAGCAAUAGGUGAAGCUAUAGAAGUUAGUGAUCUGAGUGUUAUUGACAAAGUUCUGAUCUUUGAUGGCCUAGAUAGCUGUUGUAGGUUCCAUGAUAAGGUCAGUCCUUUGUGCUCAGCCAGACUAUUCAACGAGUGCUGUUCUAUUUUGGAAUCCUCCAAAGAGUGUAUACACUAUUUCAACCUGAUUUUUUUAAACUCCAUCAUAACAUUCAACUUCAAAAACGAUCAAUUGCUAAACUCUAUACUUACAAAAAUUAAUGAAAACAUUUACGACUCCACAAAUGAGGAACAAGCCCGUUACUUAUAUCUCCUGAGUAAACUUAAGAACCAAAGCUUUCCAAACAUCACCAACACCAUUACCAAUAAGAUACAGAAGUUAGUGACCUCAUUUGAAAAAGAAGUUUUAAAGAAAUAUGAAGAGUUGAGUAACAACGAUACCUUGUGGUUCGAAGUUGCAGUAUCGAUUUUAAACUCUAAGCAAACACUAGAUUCCUCCCAAUUGAAAUUCUUGGGUGAAUUUUCCAAUAAAUCCCAGAAUCUUGGUAAAAAUCAACUACUGGAGCUAUACUCCAGUUUAUCAAAAACUUCCAUUCCACCAGACGUUUUUCCUCAUUUUAUAAAUUCUGUCGUAACUGAAUGUUGGAAUUUGGAAGAUUUAAGCCUAUCUGAGCUCACCACACUCCUGGAUUAUGACCAUGACUACUUCACUGGGGUUAUUCCGAGGGAUAAAAUGGACCGUUAUUUUGGUAUUCUUUUCAAUGAAAUCACAAAUUUAAGCUCAAAAGAAUUGGUCUCACUGAUAAAAUUCUCAUCCAAGGAUGUAAACUACAGUAAUAGGCUGGUGUUAAAGCUGAAGGGUUGCAAGAGGCUCCUGUACAAUCCAGGUGCAAUAGUAGAAGUGAUAAAACUGUAUAAGAGAGUGGGUAAGGAGGCAGAUGAAUUCAUUUAUGAACUCCUGGAUGGAAUUUAUAAAUCUAGAGCGAUGGUGCUAAGUCAGGAUAAGAAAAGGCUGGUUGAAGUUCUGGAGGAAAACGGUAUAAACUACAGAGUAAAUAAAUUUUAAUAACGUAUUUG
This is a messenger RNA of Theileria parva strain Muguga, 1925 nucleotides long. RefSeq lists its product as uncharacterized. The transcript has 12 exons. The record is from RefSeq and is a predicted model, not a curated record. Bases 169 to 1914 code for a protein of 581 amino acids. Lineage: Eukaryota; Apicomplexa; Aconoidasida; Piroplasmida; Theileriidae.